This is a messenger RNA of Notolabrus celidotus (New Zealand spotty), 3002 nucleotides long. It is a transcript of the gene rras, whose product is annotated as RAS related. The coding region runs from base 760 to 1353 and encodes 197 amino acids. Lineage: Eukaryota; Metazoa; Chordata; Actinopteri; Labriformes; Labridae. The transcript is spliced from 6 exons. The record is from RefSeq and is a predicted model, not a curated record. Gene Ontology annotation, biological process: signal transduction. Gene Ontology annotation, molecular function: GDP binding; GTP binding; GTPase activity. Gene Ontology annotation, cellular component: plasma membrane.
CAUUCUAUGUUCAUUCCGUAUGGUAUGGUGUUGGAUCCAGAUGUUUUGAAUCCAGAUGACGCAGACUGAUCUGCCCUCGCGCCUCUAUAUUUUACAUCCUGUUCUGAAGAAGUUUGCUGUGACGUCAUGGAUCCUCCAAAUGACCAAAUAAGGAAGGUGACACACGCGAGAGGAAUGUAUUCAACUCAGAUUUCACUUCAAUGAUCCGAAAAGAAACGAUCAAUGAACGGCGCGAGACGAAUUUAACAACUUUAUCAUCUGUUGCUCAGACACACAACCUGCAGUGUGUGUGUGUGUGUGUGUAUGUGUGUGUGUAUGUAUGUGUGUGCUGCUGCGUGAGAGUUUUUGUGAGAGUGUGUGGAUGUGUCUGUGACUUGAGUUUGUUGAGAAAGAGAAAAGAGGAAGCAGUUCCGCCCUCAGAUCAGCCUGCAGGAGGAGGAGUAGAGAAGCUCGCGGAGAAGGACCCACACAGGCCGCUAUAAGGAUUCAAACUAACCCGCAGAUAGGCUCUCGUUCUCGGUGCAGAUUCCUGAGAAGUCCCGGUGUGGACUGAGGAGGAGCCCCGGACUCUGUACCUGAUAUCUGCUGCUCUCGGUGUGUUCGCGACAGAAUGAGGUCAAUGUGAAGAAAGUUUCAGAGACAAAAGCUAACUGUUCCCCCUCACAGGCGGGUCUGGAUCGGUUCUGGGCCUCACUUGUUGGUCUCAUCAGGUCCCGGACGGUUUUCUGAUCCGGAAAAAUCCCGGAUCGGUCAGACAGGAUGAGUGGAGAAGAGGAGAGAUUCAAGCUGGUGGUGGUGGGAGGAGGAGGGGUGGGCAAGAGCGCGCUGACCAUCCAGUUCAUCCAGUCAUACUUUGUGUCAGACUACGACCCGACCAUCGAGGACUCCUACACCAAGAUCUGCACUGUGGAUGGAAAAGAGACCAGACUUGACAUCUUGGACACAGCAGGUCAGGAAGAGUUUGGAGCGAUGAGGGAGCAGUACAUGAGAUCAGGAGAAGGAUUCUUACUUGUGUUUGCUCUCAACGACCGCGGCAGCUACCACGAGGUGCAGAAGUUUCACACUCAGAUCCUGAGGGUGAAGGACAGAGACGACUUCCCGAUGGUUUUGGUGGGGAACAAAGCGGACCUGGAGCAGCAGAGAGUGAUCUCCAGGGAGGAUGCUCAGGCGUUUGCUGCAGAGAACAGGAUCCACUACAUGGAGGCUUCAGCCAAAAACCGCUACAAUGUGGACGAGGCCUUCCUGGAACUGGUUCUAAUCAUCAGACGGUUUCAGGAGAUGGAGAGUCCUCCUCCUCAGACUCACCACACAGGCAAACGAAAGGGAGGUGGCUGUCCCUGUGUCCUCCUCUAAGGACUGUUACCAUGGAGACCACAAUCUGGUCCCACUUCAGCUUGUCCAAAGAGGAGUGCGUUUGAAUGUGUGUGUGUGUGUGUGUGUGUGUGUGUGUGUGUGUGUGUGUGUGUGUGUGUGUGUGUGUGUGUGUGUGUGUGUGUGUGUGUGUGUGUGUGCGUGAGAGAGAGAGAGAUGAGGUGCAUCAUUUUUAUUUCAUUUGCACUUUUUUUUGCCUUUUUUUUAACAUUGUAUUCUUCUGUCAGCACUGUGACUGAUGAUGAAUUACAACUUAUUUACAAUAUUUUACUUUAUUAUAAGAAUGUGUCUGUAACAUUUCAAUGUGUGGCACGCCCAAACACCACAUGGAGAAGGCAGGGUAAUGUGUUCCUCCUGCAGGGGGCAGCAGAGUCCAACAGAGGACACAAUUUUUAUUUCCAGCUCACAUUUUAAUAACAGAAAAAAAACAUCCAGAAAUACAACAUGUCAGUGAUCAGAUUGUGAAAUAUGUCUGAUGUAGAUUAUUUAUCCAAGAGGGUCUGAUCUGCAAACUCCUGAUUGAGGAGAAGCAUUCCUGAAAAUCUACACAAAAUCCUUCACGCUGCAGAACUAUAUUAAUGUUUCUGUGACACAGACACAAACACUGUGUGGAUGUUUAUGUAUUGAACAACAUCCUGGUACUUUUACAGCCUCUGCAUAUAAAAUGAAAUGUAUUUUUAAUCUUUUUUUUUUAGUAUUUUUAAUCACAGACAUGACUCAGUAAUAAUAAAACCUAGUGUACCAUCUGUACAGCAGAUAAACAGUAAUCCUCACUCAUGGUCCACUCUGGAGCUUCUAGCUGCAUGAUCUCAUGUUCAGCCAUGGAGAUGCUCCAUUUUCAUAAUGUGAGUUAAAGAAAGAGUUUGUAAGAUUAAGUGACAUCUAGUGGGGAGGUUGCAGGUUACAAGUUGCUCGUCAUUGCAGUAGCUAGAAAAAGCAAAUGUGCGAUAGUUGCCUAAAGGUUUUCUGUAUGAGAUACAAGCUGCAGCUUUGAAACAAAGCAGAUAGAAGAGGUACAGAAACUCCUAACAGAUACAGCAACUGAAGUGUGCUGCAGAAACGAACACUCUAAGUACUGCAACACCUGUCUUCAAACUCACCUGCGUAGGUCUUUGGGUUUUUGCUCUCUUUUUCAAGGCGGUGAUUGUUCCAGUAUUUGCCCAAAAUGUCACUCUUCUCUUAUGUCUCCACAAUACCUGCAGAGCAUCUAUCACCUGCAACCUAUUUAAAGUUUUCCUCCAUGAUUACAGGUAUCCAGUAAUAAUACAGUGUCAUGUUAAACCUCUACAAUGUCCGCCUUUAUACUGAAUCUGUGUUCUGUGAGGCUUUGGGCACUUUCACUUUUUUAAUGGUUCCUUUUUUUUUGGGGGACAUUUUUCUUUUAUGCCAACUAUAGACAGAAAAGGUGGUGGUGGUGGUGUUGGGGUGAGAUGGGGGGGUUGAAGACAUGCAGCAGAGUGUUGGGGUCAGAGUUCAAACCCGGCAGUUCAUGGUUUGUCUCUGCAUGUGCACCAAACUUCCCUUCUUUUCGUAUUUAUAUUUACUUUAAAAACUGCAUUUCAUAUGAUCAGUUGUAUAGUGAAAUGAAGAUCAAAUCACAUUUUUACAUCAUUAAAACUUUUACACAAACA